UCUCAUGUGAGGAAGCCGAAGACAUGGCGCUGCGUAUAGGAUGUGGUGACAGAAGAGCGUCUGUGUUCACCUCAGCGAGCAGUCAGAGACGCUCAGCACCUCAAACAGGCCGACACCUCACAUCCCCCGCUGACAGGGGGAUAAGUCGUCUACUUUUGUCUGCGGUUCCCUGGUGUCAGUCUAGCCAGCGUUCCCAUCAUACUCCUGGCACCUCUCUGAAGUACAUACCACGGCGUGCCGUGCUGUAUGUUCCCGGCAACGACGAGAGAAAACUGCGGAAGCUGACUUCGCUGGACGUGGACUGCGCCGUUCUGGACUGUGAGGAUGGAGUCGCCCUCAACAAGAAGGAUGCAGCUCGGAAAACUAUCCCAAAGAUGUUAGCUGAGCUGGAUCUGGGGCAUACGGAGAAGUGUGUGCGGGUGAACUCGGUGUCCAGCAGCCUGGCUGAAGCUGACAUGGAGGUGAUUCUGCAGGCAGACGUGCUUCCCACAGCUCUCAUGCUGCCAAAGGUAGAGGACACAGGAGAGGUGCAGUGGUUUGUUGACAGGUUUCAGCGAAACUUAAAAGGCAGAGAGCUUGAGGAACCCAUCCGCUUGGUCACCUUUGUGGAAACUGCUGUGGGUCUGCUGAAUUUUAAGGCAGUGUGUGAAGCACUUCGAGAUCUUGGGCCAAAGGCAGGUCUUCAUCAUGACGGAGUUGUCUUCGGGUCAGAUGACUUCUGUGCCAGCAUAGGAGCCACACGCACUAAAGAUGCUAAAGAACUCCUGUAUGCUCGGCAGAAAGUGGUGGUCACCACCAAAGCUUUCGGUCUCCAGGCGAUCGACCUUGUUUACAUUGACUAUCAGGAUGUGGAAGGACUGAGGCAGCAGGCCAGAGAGGGCGCACUUAUGGGCUUCACUGGAAAACAAGUGAUUCACCCCAACCAGAUCAAGGUUGUUCAAGAUGAAUUUGCCCCCAGUCCAGAGAGAAUCAAGUGGGCCACGGAGCUGAUCGCUGCUUUCGAGGAGCAUCAGAAGUUGGGAAAGGGGGCUUUCACCUUUCAUGGCAGUAUGAUUGACAUGCCAUCUCUGAAGCAAGCUCAGAACAUUGUCACGAUGGCUUCAACUGUUCAGGGAAAGUGAGCCAAACCUGAGUUCCUCAGACAUCAAAAUGUGCACCAUGCUGGCUGUGCUGUGCACUUCACAUCAAGAGCUAAAAACGACCUGUGCAUUUGUUUAACCAGUAACAGAGAUGAUGUUCUAGCUGAUGUGUUGAUUAUUUUGUCUUCUGAAAUUCCUGGUGCAUUACCAUUUUAUGUAUUAGUUUGCAUUUGUGUGUGUGUGUGUGCGUGUGUCAUGCCCGCCCCCUGCCUCUCUGGUGUCAGGGCAGACGAUUGGCCGUGGUAAAGGUUGUGCGUGCCCAACGAAAGGGCAAACAAACAGAGCUGCCCUGCCGUCGAGCUUCCAUUCAGCCUGAAGGCUCCUCCAGGCCCCGGAACAUCAAAGCGCUAUUUGCCAAGAAGCCUUUGCGAAUUUACUAAAACCAACAUUGAGAGAAUGAGCCUGUGAGCCCGCUCUAAAUUGUAGGCCUUUGUUUCAGGGGUCUCAGCAAGCCAGUUUGUUCUUCAGGACAAGGCUUGAAUGUGUCUGCAGCCUGGCGUAAGCUCUACACGGUGUGCCACACGCUCACUCACAAACACGUACACAAAAGGCUCCACGAGGGCUCGCUCUAUGUAAAUAUCAGCAGUUUUCCAUGGCUUUGUUUCCCGGUCAGUGGUUCCCAUCUCUCCGUCCAGCUUCUAAGUCGCCAUUAACAUGGCCAAGUGCUCAAAAGACGUGCCGCUGUUGUCCAUUUCACUAGUGUUCCUCACACACACUUUGUCAAGAAUGUCUCUUUUGAAAUAAAACUCCAGGAUAUCAUUCCCAAUGAAUGACCAUCCUUUCCACCCUUGAGGGCGUUGUUGUUUUUUAUGUUGUUUGUCAUGAAUAUAUCCCACAGUAUGCUAUAUUCCCGCUCCUUGCUGCUGGUCUCCCCUGAGCUGAUGACAUAUUUGGCAGAAAUGUCUGGGAUGGGGGUGGGGGGAAUGGUUGAUGGUUCAGUUGGUCACUAUGGUAAUAGAGGCCUCUGCAUAAAGUGGGACUGAAUAUGGCGUGAUCAAUAGUGUCUGUAGCAAGCGACUCGGCCCGAGCUCUGUGCCAGCCUCGGGAUGCAGACAGAAAGAUGGAAGCCGCUGCUGUGAGCGGCCCAAAGGGCCCGACAGUAAGCUGACGACCUGGCACCCAGCCCACACCUCUUUGCCGCCCCCUCUUCCAUGCUCUCUGCCUUUUGCACUCAUUUAUUUUUCAUUUUCUUUAGAAUCGUCUUUUUGGGCUCAUGUCAGACAAGCCCUUUUGCUGUAAGCGCUCUUUAAGCAUGUCUUCAAGAUUCUCAAUCAGAGCCUGAGACCAUAGGUCAGUAGACCA
Sinocyclocheilus rhinocerous is the source of this 2441-nucleotide messenger RNA. Its product is annotated as citrate lyase subunit beta-like protein, mitochondrial. Gene Ontology annotation, biological process: regulation of cobalamin catabolic process. The transcript has 9 exons. Gene Ontology annotation, molecular function: (S)-citramalyl-CoA lyase activity. Bases 24 to 1121 code for a protein of 365 amino acids. The record is from RefSeq and is a predicted model, not a curated record. NCBI's taxonomy places the organism in Eukaryota, Metazoa, Chordata, Actinopteri, Cypriniformes, Cyprinidae.